This is a messenger RNA of Panthera uncia (snow leopard), 1673 nucleotides long. It is a transcript of the gene ATP6V1G2, whose product is annotated as ATPase H+ transporting V1 subunit G2. The coding region runs from base 328 to 684 and encodes 118 amino acids. Gene Ontology annotation, molecular function: proton-transporting ATPase activity, rotational mechanism. The transcript has 4 exons. Gene Ontology annotation, biological process: proton transmembrane transport. Gene Ontology annotation, cellular component: vacuolar proton-transporting V-type ATPase complex. NCBI's taxonomy places the organism in Eukaryota, Metazoa, Chordata, Mammalia, Carnivora, Felidae. The record is from RefSeq and is a predicted model, not a curated record.
GGCGGAAACGCACUUGGAAGGCACGUUACCGGAUGUCGUCUCUCUCCGAGGGGAAGGGGGGGGGGGUGUUCCCUUAGUCUGGCCUCGGGGGGAAACUAGGGGAACUUAAGGUAAAGGGUCCGUCUGAAACCGUAAGACUGGACGGUAGACGCGAAAAAGGAGCCGAGCAAGGGAGGGUAAAAACGGUGAUUUAGAGAUUUAGCUUCCCCUCCCCCAACAGGGAAGAGAGAUGAGAUGGUUCAGAGAUAGAUAAGAGAGAAAAAACAGGGGAGAUGAAGAGGAUUAAAAAUCAUGGUGAAAAUGGAAAACCAAAACUAAAACCACGAAAUGGCCAGUCAGUCUCAGGGUAUCCAGCAGCUCCUGCAAGCUGAGAAGCGGGCGGCUGAGAAGGUGGCAGAUGCCAGAAAGAGGAAGGCCCGGCGUCUGAAGCAGGCAAAGGAGGAGGCCCAGAUGGAGGUGGAGCAUUACCGUCGAGAGCAAGAGCAGGAAUUCCAGAGCAAGCAGCAGGCGGCCAUGGGCUCCCAGGGGAACCUCUCAGCUGAGGUGGAGCAGGCUACGAGACGCCAGGUACAGGGCAUGCAGAGCUCCCAGCAGAGAAACCGUGAACGCGUCCUGGCCCAACUUCUUGGCAUGGUCUGUGACGUCAGGCCCCAGGUCCACCCCAACUACCGGAUUGCUGUCUAGAAUUCACCAUAGGACCUGACUGUUCCCUUCCAGUUCCCUUCCUCAAAGAAACCCCCCAAACAAAAUUACCACCUGCCAUCUUCACUGCUUCUUUCCCAUUUUCUCUCCUUUCCAUUCCCUAGAAAUUCUAGGGGCAAGAUCCAAUAACUCUGUGAAAAGUACCCUGUUCAGAUCUGAGUCUCCUUACUGUUCUUUAACCUUCACUGGGACCUUGUAAACUCCCAAGUCACUCUCACCGAAACCCUCUGUGAAAUUUGUAGCAUGGAUAAGUAGGGAUGUGGAAAAAAACACUUUGACUUCAGAGCCUGGAAGCCUUGGGUUCCUUUCCCAACCCUGCCACUUUCUGGCUGUGCACCCAGGACAGCUACUUAAUCUGUAGUCCAGUGUCCUCCUUUGCAAGACUGGCAUGAUGCUGAUGGUGAUAAUAACAAUAAUACAUACCUUACGGGACUGCUGCAAUGAUUGGGAAUCACUCUGUAAAGAGCCUAGCAUGGUUUUUGGCAUGUAGUUGCUGUGAUUCCAUAAAUGUCCGCCCUAUGAUAUUAUUACCACCCGUUGCCCACCGUCAAAACCAAAACACAAAUGUUUCCUCACAUUUGUCAAUGGCUGUCUAAUUCACUCACUCAUUCUGUGAACCUAGUAAUUUUUCUGAAGAAUUGGCUCUUCCCACCUCUCUUUUCCCAGAGACUUUAUGGUCCCUGAAAAGGAAAUGAAGACCUCGUUCAGCCUCUCUACUGUGGUUCCAGGAAGAUGUUGCAUUUCGUAGUCUCUCUUUUUGUCUCUAAAUUGGUCUUUUUAUUGGAUUUUUCCCUUUCCUUUUCCGAUUUCCCCAAAGACCCAUCAGAUGUUCACUGCUUCCUGAGAUGUAAAGUGAUGCUGUGUUCCUUUGUAUGCAUGGCCUCCCUUUCUACAUCCUUAACAUCCUUUCCUUUGUAACAAUAAAAAAGUGUCAAUAAUAAUAAUAAAAAUAAGACCUAUGGGCAAAUCAA